Molecule: messenger RNA, 3055 nt
Organism: Camellia sinensis
Lineage: Eukaryota; Viridiplantae; Streptophyta; Magnoliopsida; Ericales; Theaceae
Source: RefSeq, a predicted model, not a curated record
UAAUCCAUCAUCAUCAUCAUCAUCAUCAUCAUCAUCAUCAAUCUAGUGGGUGGCAAGAAAAUUUUAAAGAUCCCCAAUAACCAGAAAGAAUAUCAUACUGUGGGAAUAGUACAACCCUAGCGGUGACCAAUUUGCAAAAGCAAACAAACAUGGCCAUGAUCGCAGUGAGGCUGGUGGUAGAGAAAUUGGGUACUCUCCUAGCAGAAGAAGCUCAAUUGCUUGGUGGAGUUGGAAGGGGAGUUGCUGAAUUACAGGAUGAUCUAGAGAGCAUGAGAUCUUUCCUACAAGACGCCGAAGCAAGAAGUGAAUCCGAUAAAGGAGUCAAAACUUGGGUGAAGCAAGUCAGAGAUGUGGCCUAUAAUACCGAGGAUAUUCUUGAGGAGUUCCUCCUCCGCUUGUCACCGCCACAGGGGAGCGGUUUCUUUCACAUCCUCCACAAAGGCUACCACCACCUGCGCCAAUUGAGAGCGCGACACCGCUUGGCGGUUCAGAUAGAGGAAGUGAAGAGGAAGGUUAAGGCCAUUUCAGAAAGACGAAAUGCAUUUUCAUUUAAAAGGAUAGAGGAAGCAACAACUUCACCUGCUACCACUACGUUGCAGACAUGGAAUGAUCCUCGACUGGCUUCUCUUUUCCUAGAUGAUGCCGAUGUUGUGGGAAUUGAGAAUCCCAAGAGCUUGUUAAUUUCUUGGCUGGUAGGCGGAGAGCAGAAUCUGACCGCCGUCUCUGUGGUGGGGAUGGGUGGCGUAGGCAAAACAACUCUGGUGAAGAAAGUUUAUGAUAGUCAAGCUGUUAAGAAGUACUUCGACCACCAUGCCUGGAUAACCGUGUCGCAGUCAUUCACGGCGGCAGAGCUUCUGCGGGCUGCGCUGAAGGAUUUCUUGGAGGAGAUAAAAGAGCCAAUUCCUCAAGGAAUAGAUACGAUGGAUGAAAGACAAUUGAUCAACAAACUCAGGGUCUAUCUACAACAAAAGAGGUAUGUUGUUGUCUUUGAUGAUGUAUGGAGCACAAAUGCUUGGGAAGUAGUUAAACUUGCAUUACCCGAUUCUUGUUGUGGGAGUAGGAUCAUUUUCACAACACGAAUCGGUGAUGUAGCUGCAUCUAUAGAAACAACUAGUCAUGUUUACCAUCUCCAGCCUCUUCCGGAGGAGGAGGCUUGGACACUCUUUUGUAUGAAAGCUUUCCGAGGGGAAAACAAUGGCAUUUGUUCGAAAGAACUGGGUGAGAUGUCUUAUAAAAUCUUGAACAAGUGUGGGGGACUGCCUCUGGCAAUUGUAACAAUAGGUUCCCUUUUGUCUAAGAAGAAUAAACAUUUGUUGGAAUGGAAGAAAGUCCAUGAUAGCCUUUCUGCAGAGGCGAAAAGUAAUUCCAAUUUUGAAACUCUAGAAAGAAUACUUCUGCUUAGUUACAUUGACUUGCCAUAUCACCUCAAAUGUUGCUUCUUGUACUUGAGUGUUUUCCCAGAGGAUUAUUUGAUCAAAAGAAUGAAACUUAUCCGGUUAUGGGUGAUUGAAAGAUUUGUGGAAGAGAAACCAGGGCUCACUGCUGAAGAGGUUGCAGAGGACUACCUUAAUGAACUUGUUAGUAGGAAUAUGAUUCAAGUAGUGGAAACAGAUUACUUCAAUCGGGUUAUGACUUGUCGUGUACACGAUAUUAUGAGAGAAAUUAUCCAGUUGAAAUCUAGGGAUGAAUCAUUUGCUAUGAUACUACUGAAUGAUAGAAGGAUGUCAAUGGAGGAGAAGGUUCGUCGAAUGUCAAUCCAUGGUAGUUGUGAGGAAGAGCUCCCAUCAGGCAUGAGAUUCACUAGCCUCAGAUCUCUUUUGGUGUUUGUUUCAACAAGUUCAUCAAUGUCUUUGGGGAAGACAUUUUUUAAGGGUUUCAAAUUGUUAGGAGUUUUGGAGCUUGAAGGUGCACCGCUUUAUGAAUUCCCUCCAGAGCUGACUGAAAUGAUUCACUUGAGAUACUUAAGUCUAAGGAGGACAAUGAUAAAUAAGCUUCCAGAGUCCAUAGGAAAGCUCAAGAAAUUAGAAAUAUUGGACCUCAAACAUUGUCUCAGGACUUGCAUAUCAUCCCUGCCAAAUGGGAUCUCGAAGUUGAAAAAUCUUUGCCAAUUGCGUGGCUAUGGCUAUUAUUUGGAAUCAUCAACGAUGUUGGCCACAUACGGGAUGAACCUUCCAGGAAAGAUAGGAGAAUUAACAAAUCUACAGAAAUUGGGAAAUGUUGAAGUGAACGGUAAUGGUGAUAUGUUGAGAGAGUUAGGAAAGCUAACCCAAUUAAGGAGGUUGGGUAUCUUGGAACUGACACAAGAAAAUGGAAUGAAGCUAUGUUCUUCUUUAGAGAAGUUGAAGCACCUCACUGCAUUAUACAUGGUUUCCAUAAGCACCAGUGAACCUCUUCAUCUUAAUUCUCUAUCAUCUUGUCCGCAGUUUCUACAACGCCUAUAUCUCAAAUCUAGCUUACUGACUUUGCCUAAAUGGAUCGCCUCCCUCCAAUACCUGGCCAAACUAGUGCUUCAGUACUCUAAUCUACAUGAUGACCCGCUAAAAUCACUCCAGGGAUUGCCCAACUUGGUAGUGCUGGAACUCCGAGAAGCAUUUGCAGGGGAGGAACUGUGUUGCAAUAUUGGAGGGUACCCAAGGCUUCAAAAGCUUAGCCUUCAUCAACUAAGCCAAUUGAAGUGUGUCCGAGUAGAGCAAGGAGCAAUGCCUGGGCUAUUGCAACUAAAUAUUGUAGCAUGUGAGAAACUAGAAGCUGUGCCAAUGGGUAUUGAGCACCUUAGAAAUCUAUGUUAUCUAGUGGUAUGGCGCAUGCCUAGGGGAUUCUACCAAACUAUAGAGAGAUCAGAUGGUGAAGAUUUUUGGAAGGUUCAACAUAUUGAAGCAAUCGAAGCCAUUUAUUGACAUCGGUUAUUCCAUGUCCCUUGGAUGCCACCUCAUCCCGCCUUCAGUAUCCAACCCACCGGAUAUCCAUCUAUUAUUUUGUAUUUGUUUUCUUUGUUUUGGCGAAUCCUCUGAUCACUGGUCGAAGCUCUCCUUUGGAUCACAUGCUUCGAAGUUUG